Tricharina praecox is the source of this 1203-nucleotide messenger RNA. RefSeq lists its product as uncharacterized. Lineage: Eukaryota; Fungi; Ascomycota; Pezizomycetes; Pezizales; Pyronemataceae. The record is from RefSeq and is a predicted model, not a curated record. The transcript has a single exon. The coding region runs from base 1 to 1203 and encodes 400 amino acids.
AUGUCCGGCUUCCAAGGUCCUUCCAGAGGCGGCUUUGGAGGAGGAGGAGGAGGCGGCGGAAGGCGGAGAGGAGGUCCUCCGUUCCCGCGACGGGCGGGUUACGACAGUUACAAGCCCUCUCACGACAGCAGUGCCAGCGCCGGUGGCGGAGGCGGCAGGAGUGCUAGACCGGACGAUGGGCAUCAUGGCGGCCGGGAUAGGGGGCGGGAGAGAGAGCUUCAUCGUGACCGUGGAUCCCGGGGAAACGACGGAUUCCGGCCGGAUUCCUCUACGCCCCAGAUCGCCUCGGAGUACCAUGUUGCAAGCCGCAGUCGUAGUCGCUCGCCAACCCAUCAUGAUCGUGAGCGUGAUCGUGAUCGCGACCGCCGUGAGCACGGAAAGCCCGAGGAGCAGCAGCGGUACGGUGGAGGCAGGGACCACCGUGACCGGGACCGCGGCGGACAGCAGCACGACGUGUAUGCCGGACCCGGGCAGCAGGACACAUAUCUCGACCAACACGACAUGUACCCGCCGUUGGAUCAGCGACACGACGAGCGCGCAGUGGACUCCCGUGCCGUCGUUCCCAGCAGGGCACCCUCGGGGCGAGACGACGACCGACAGCGCAUUGACAACCGACAGCGUAUCGAGGACCGACUGCGCGGUGACGACCGACAGCGCAUUGACGAUCGACCGCGCAUUGACGACCGACAGCGUAUUGACGACCGCCAGCGCAGCGUAUCACCCUUCACUGCGCGCACACUACUCCACAAGCAAUCGUCUCACAGUCGUACCCGCAGCCACUCCUCCGAGCGCCCCAAUGGCAGAAACCAAGACGGCGUGCCGACGCGUCCUCGACAUUUUGACAACCCAGACGUGGUCGAGCCCGCUCCACGGACGCGCUCCGCACGCCCCCCAUUCCACCCCCGCCAACGUAAUGUCAAAGUCGCGCGCAGCAAGGAGACCUCCGAGGCGGGGUACGCGGCCAUGGCGGAUCUGUACGGCGGCGCUACGCUCAUCAAGCUGGGCAACGAGAGGGGCACUUACGCGUACAUACACUUUCAUACCCACCUGGACGCCCAAAGAGCUGUGGACGCCCGCUCCGAUACCAAUUGGUCCUCGGUGGUGGUCAAGGAGGGGGAGGAGGACGGUGGAAUGCACGAGGCUGUACUGGUAUGGGGCCGCCAGAAGCGGGGCGGCAACGCGUUCAGGAACCUGGGAGAGUAG